This is a messenger RNA of Entrophospora sp. SA101, 1227 nucleotides long. NCBI's taxonomy places the organism in Eukaryota, Fungi, Glomeromycota, Glomeromycetes, Entrophosporales, Entrophosporaceae. The record is from the annotation of a GenBank genome assembly.
AUGACUAGUAAUAGUAGUACUUCUGAUGGAACUUCAAUUAAAGUAUCAGAAAAAGUUUCUCAUUUUAAACAAGAUGUAUGGUCUAUUUUCACACCCUUGGCUGCAAGACUUAAUGCUGUAAACUUGGGACAAGGUUUUAUGAAUUUUCCACCUCCAGAUUUUGUAAAGGAAGCGGCUAAAGAUGUUUUACUUUAUCAAGAUAGUAAUCAAUAUAGUCAUCCUAAAGGUAGAAUUCGUUUAAGGCAAGCAUUAGCAAAUACUUAUGGGCCUUUAUUAAACAACAGAACAUUGGAUCCCGAGACUGAAAUUGUAAUUUCUGCUGGCGCAAAUGAAGGACUUUAUUCUAUUUUUGCAGGAUUUUUGGAUGAAGGUGAUGAAUCAAAUAUUACAAUGAAUGGUGGCGUACCAGUCUAUGUGCCAUUAAGACCGCAAGGUGACAUCAUUAAUAAGGUGAUUUCUUCAGCAGAUUGGAAAUUGGAUUUUAAUGAAUUGGAAUCAAAAAUCACAAAAAAAAGUAAAAUGAUUGUUUUUAAUACUCCUCAUAAUCCUGUUGGAAAAGUUUUUUCUAUUGAUGAAAUGAUGGAAAUUGCUAAAAUUGCUCAAAAACAUAAUUUACUUUAUUUUAAACCAGAUGUUCAUGAACGCAUUGCCAAUCUUCCAGGAAUGUGGGAUCGCACAAUAACUGUUGGAAGUGGAGGUAAAACUUUCGGUGUUACUGGUUGGCGUGUUGGAUGGUCGAUAGGACCAGAAAAAUUGAUAAAGACUGUAUUAUCUGCACAUACUAGAAUUGUAUUUUGUGUAAAUUCACCACUUCAGGAAGCACUGGCUAUUUCUUUAGAAAAAGCUGACGAGUCAAAUUAUUAUGAAGAAAAUUGUGAACAAUAUAAAUUACGUCGUGAAAAAUUAAUGAAUGCACUAUCUGAUGCUGGAUUACCAUAUACAAUACCACAAGGAAGUUAUUUCAUACUAGCCAACACCUCAAAAAUCAACAUCCCAUCAGACUUUGAAUACCCAGAAGUCAUACAAUCCAGGACAAAAGAUUAUAAAGUUUGUUAUUGGAUGGCAAAAGAAAUCGGUGUUGUGACAAUUCCGCCUAGCGAGUUUUAUUGUGAUGAGAAUAAAUGGAUGGCUUACGAUUAUGCUAGAUUUGCUUUUUGUAAAACUGAUGAAACUUUAGAUCAAGCUGCUACAGCAUUGAAAAAAUUAAAGAAAUAUAUUAAAGAAUAA